Messenger RNA from Meira miltonrushii, 3601 nucleotides. RefSeq lists its product as uncharacterized. The transcript has a single exon. The record is from RefSeq and is a predicted model, not a curated record. Lineage: Eukaryota; Fungi; Basidiomycota; Exobasidiomycetes; Exobasidiales; Brachybasidiaceae. Bases 184 to 3510 code for a protein of 1108 amino acids. Gene Ontology annotation, biological process: regulation of DNA-templated transcription. Gene Ontology annotation, molecular function: zinc ion binding; DNA-binding transcription factor activity, RNA polymerase II-specific.
AGACAAGCAGGCACAACUUAAUUGAUUCAUUGAUUUACUCUUCGGGCAGCCGCCAUUGCCGCCGACAUUUGAUUAUCAAUUGUGAUGAUUAACAGUGAUUGAUCUUAACUUUCAUCAUAUAAACGGCGCAUAUAUUCAGCAAUUCUUCCUUUAUGGUCAACAAGCAUACGCUGACUCAAUACAAUGUCAAACGGCCUAUCGGCCAUCUUCAAUAGUUCGCCCGAAGAUGGUUUCGAAGGAGAAGGAAGUGGAAUUUUGAUGGAUGAUAAUGGUAGAAAUUUAUAUUCAAUCGCAAAGGAUAGCCUUGCAGCUCAACAACAACAACAGCAAGAGCCAACCAAAGCAGGAAGAAAGCAAGGUGUAAGUUGUGAUGCAUGCAAAUUUCGUAAAGUACGAUGUGAUAGAAGAUCAAAAUUAGAAAACAAAGGAAGGGAAGAGGAUGAAAGUCAAAUUGCAUGUUCAGUUUGCUCACAACAUGGUUUACGAUGUACAUUCACACAAUCAGCUCCCAGGAGAAGGCGUGGAAAACGAAUCGUCGCAAUUCAAAGAUCGCAAUUGGAAGAUUUUGAUGAUCAAUCACAAGCAACACCCGAAACUGAUAAUAACAAUCGAGGGGAAUCUUCAAAGUCCGUCACUGACAAAAGAGAAAAAGCAGAACCUCUUUUUGGCUUUGAUGUAGAAAUUACUGAAGAUCAAUAUCAACCAGAUGCUGUUCAACUUGCUGAACGAAUUCGGGCAAGAACGUCAAAAACAUCAGCGCAGCCAAACAAAGCGCUCACAACAGCACAAAGAGGACUUUUUGGUGUUCGUGGUUUGACAAGAGCAUUGCUUGAUUCGUGUGUUCGUCAAUACUUCAAAUAUGCUGCACCAUGUCAACCAAUCUUACAUGUGGAAGUAUUUUCGGCUCGCUAUUCCCUCUUCUUUGCGCUCUUUGAAGAAAAUGAUGGACAAUUACCACUCCCUGUCAAAAGCUUUGAUAUCGCAGAGGGCUCGCCUUUAAGUGUUCUGCUCAUCUUGGCAGUUGGCUGUGUAGGUGCAUCUUUUUUGGAAGCACCCAUAGCAGCCCCAAGAUCACAAGCGAAAUUUCGAUUGCAAGAUCGAAUCGCAUUACGAUUUCAGGAGUUAUUGUACGAGAAAGAAUUGGUCACGCAACUCACCAAUGACGGGACAGAUGUUAUUGAAGCAUGUUAUAUCAUGUCUGAUCCUUCUCUCAAGGUUUUAGGUGAUGAUCCAAAGAAUGCACAAUUCAAUUGGGAAGAAAUCAUUCGUGCUCCUAUUGCCAGUCGUGCAUUGUUGGAUCCCUUACGCACCAGUCCUUCUUCUGCUGAGGCUGUUGUUCGUUUGGUCUUUACAAUGGGAUUGAAUAGACGUCCAAAACCACGAAAAGAUUGUCCAACAGACGAUCCGAGAAAAUGGAUAAGCGGCGGUAUAUUUAUUACGGAAUAUGAAUGUCAAAGAAGGAUGAGAAUUUUUUGGAGUACAUUUAUGCAGGAUUCAUUUCGAUCGUUUUCUCAACGAAAGAUGGUGAAAAUUGGAGAUAAUGAUUAUGAUUUAGACUUGCCUAGAUUUGUUCCACGGCCUGAUGGACAAUACCUCGGCACAAUGAUCUAUGAUCGAACGAAUGAAAAUGCAACAAAGGAUCAAGCUUCAAACGAUCCUUAUCUAAAAAAGGCUUCGGAUUCGAAUGCAAAAGCGCCUGCUAUGACUUUAGCACCUUCACGUUUUGCAAGAUUUGAUGCGCUUCAUUUGGAAGUUAUGCUGCGUCUUGCAUUUAUCAUUCGAACGGUCACCAUUCGAUUCGUCAGUCCCAGAGCUCAAGGUAGAGGUGUACUGAUAUCUGACGUAGAAAAGGCCACAUCUAGUCUUCAAGCUUGGUGGUCUCAAAGACCAUCGGAUGUCAGAUGGGAACUGCAAUCAGAGCCACUUUCGCGUUCUUUACAUGAAGGAAAGAUUGGCAGUAAUAAUGCGUUGGCUCUUCGUAGCUGCAUAAAGACGCUGUUCUUGGAGUUGUUAUAUCAUGGAAACGUCUUGGGUAUUUGGUCAAGUAUUAAGGAUUAUGAUAUACGAUUUGAAGUGGAUCUCAACGAAGCUGUUCAUCUCUUUGCAGCUCGUUUGGGCUUGGAUGAUAAUAAUGCCAACACUAGCGAAUCUGUGAGAGAAUCGUUGAAAAAAUUGCUGGAUUCGAGCGGUAACGAUGAAGAACGAAAACAGAAAGCAAAAGACGAGAUGGACAUCCUUGCCGUUAGAAGCUUUAAGAGGAUCGCCUUUGUCGCCAAAGAGGCAGCUUUACUGGGAAUCAUACGAGCGAAUCGCGGUGUGAUGUUAAAUGUUUGUACUGCAUAUGCUGUUUGGGGUUGUAAUCUUGCUAAGAAGAUAGCCGAAACUGGACAAAGCUAUGGAUUACAAGUACCGACUGACAGACAUCCAGUAGAAUAUACUUUUGCGAUCGUGAACGAUAUCUUAUUUGCCAUGGCUUCGAUUGAUUCUUACGAAUCAGCUUUUGAAAUCGUUCGUCAAAUCACAGGAUUGUUCAAAAUGAGUCAAGGCGAAGCCAAAGAAACGGCAAAAAUUGACUUUCCCAUGUUCACAGGCCGGAAUGCGGUCUUUGAUCAUUUGCUUGAGCUUCGUCAAGUGGCCGGUAGAGCGGGUACGGAAAGCUCUCAAUACGUACAGACAAAACCAAACUUUCAUCAUUUCUAUCACGAAGAAAGGAAAGAAGACAAUGCAGCAAAAGGCAGCAAUACUCAAAAUACCAACAAGAGCAGCGUCAGCACAGGAAGGGAAUCUACCCUUUCGCCACAACAAUCCAGCAACUUAACCUCGCCCUCUGAUGUCUCACAGAUGGACAUCGAUGAGGUGAUGCAAUUGGCCAGAGCAGCUCUGCCGGAAGGCUAUGAGGGAGAACAAAGGCAGACUUCCUACAAUGCUCAAUUCAUGCCCAUAUCAAGUGGAACCAUGCCCGGCACAUUGCAUAACUCGAACCCCAUAACUUCUCCUCGUCAGCUUUAUGGGCCAAGCUUGGAAUUGGAUCUGAUGUCAAUCACCGGUAUGGACUCAUCAUGGUUGCAGAAUUACCUUCAAAGAGAAGAUGGUAUUACACUCACUCAACCUUCUACACAUAAUCCGUAUACUUCGUACGAUCAAAAUGCAACUCAGUUGUCACCCUCAAAUCUGCAGCAGCAACAAAACUUACCGGUCUCAUCAUACGGGCCAUCAACAUCACAUCAGAUCCCCUCGGUACUUUCGAUGCCUGCCCAACAAAAUUUAAUGCAAUCCAUUCCUCAACAGCACGCACCGACAUCUUUCCAAUCACAAAAUACCGUACAACCAACAAGUUCUGCAUUCGGGUAUGUGCCUGAGAAUGUACAUCAUCCACCGCAUGGCCAUCCUGCCGGGUUAGAAGCUCAAUGGGAACAGCUGAUGGCAAACGCCGGUGAUGCACAAAUUUGGGCAGAAUCACAAUGGCAAGGCUUCUCCUUUGUAGACCCAAAUCAACCCCCUAAGUUUUAAAAGCUUUCCCCUUCCCAUGAUCUAUUAUUCUAUUCUUUUUUCUUCUUUUCUGUAUUCUUACUGUAGCUGUAUUAAUAUGCAAUGUUGUCAG